Saxophila tyrrhenica is the source of this 804-nucleotide messenger RNA. RefSeq lists its product as uncharacterized. The transcript is spliced from 2 exons. The coding region runs from base 1 to 804 and encodes 267 amino acids. Lineage: Eukaryota; Fungi; Ascomycota; Dothideomycetes; Mycosphaerellales; Extremaceae. The record is from RefSeq and is a predicted model, not a curated record.
AUGGACAGAAAGUACGGGGAUCUGGGAGAUCCCGGCCGAGCACCGGAGGUCGCGCCAUCGUAUUCGCCCAUCCCUGUGUUUCGAGAGUCAGAGGGGCUACAACCUGUAACCGACCACGCCGGCGGCAAGGAAGUCGCUUACUACGACACGAACAACACAGACGUCAGUCCAUCGUUCAGCGGAGCGCGAAGACCUUGGUACAGGCGGAAAAGAUGGAUACUGGGCAUCUUGAUCGGUGUGGUGGUGGUGAUUGCUGUUGCGGUCGGGGCUGGUGUUGCAGGCGGUAACGACGACGAAGGCGGUAGCCAGACCCAAAAGCAGAGUCCGAAAGAAGCACAGGAUACCUCUUCGCCCACACCCACCACCACAGUUGGACCCUCGUCCUCCACCGCCUCUGCAGCUGUAGCACCUGCAACAAGUGGCCUAGCAAGCUACUCUUGUUCGAACGGCACCUACAUGUACUCGGCCCAACUCGCGGGCUUAGCCUAUAUCCAAGACUGCAACACUGUGUACUACUACAACAACGAGGAUAUAUACGCGGGCGGUCUCACCGAGGGUCUGUACACCUCGACCAAGUACUCCUUCGAAGCCUGCGUGGACUCCUGCGAUGACUGGAAUAACGAGAACUCGGAUGCGGAGAAACCAUGCAUGGCGCUCUCAUACUACGCAAACUUGACGAACGUCUUCACGCAGCACGAGGAAUGGCAGGGUAACUGUAUCCUCAAGUCUGGGGUUGGAGGGGUGACGUCGGACGACACAAUAACGACAGAGAUGGACUGGGUUCAUACAGCGAGGUUCGUCUGA